UAGAAAGUUAGAAGGGUAAGGAGAUAACCGAGUACCCUCCGUACACAAAUUCUCUCCUCCAGUCUUUUCUUCUCGCUUGGUCCCUUCAGAGUAUAAGCGGGGGAAACUUUCACCGGCGACGAGCAAGCUGCCCGUGGGAAUUGUUUCUGUUGUCGUCAGGAGGUCGUGUGAGGCGGGGUUUACAGCAGUUGUGAUGCCGGGUACAUGAGUUCGUCAGGGUCAUUGGAUUACUUUGAUGACGCUCGUUUCAGAGCCCAACAAGGACAGGUUGCUUCUGACUCCAUUCAACUUAUUUUGCUGACAUUUGCUUGGCGACACAGAGAUCUAGAUCCCAUGGCAGUCAAUUUGCUUGCUUUAGGUGGUGUGCGGUGAGAAGGUAGAUGCCUCUCUCUAACAAAUCUCCAACAAUUGAAGCGGUGAGGCAAGAAGAUUCUAUCGAAACCCUUACGACGGCAGGAUACAGAGAUAUUCCUCAUAAAUGAAAUGAUAGAUAUCUGAAAGCUGUAAGCUACUUCCUGGAAUGGCUAGUGAAAUACUGUCGAUGAAGGAAAGCAUUUCAGGAGGCAAUGCUCUAUCUAAUGCUUCUGGAACUUCCAGAGAAAUUGAUGGUGGCUCUGACAUAUUUGUUACUAAAGAAGUGAAGCUCUCAGAUGGAUCUAUUGCUCGGGAGGGAGUCAACAAUUCACAGUCAGAGCCAAAGGUUGGCAUGAUAUUCAAUUCUGAAGAACAAGCUUAUGAAUUUUAUAAUUCUUAUGCAAAAGGAAAAGGUUUCAGUGUUCGAAAAGGUCAUCUUUCACGAAGGAAGGAUGGGAGUAUUCGGGAUAGACACUACUUGUGCAGCAAUGAGGGGACACGGCAGGAACAUCGCACACACAUAACAAAAAAGCCACGGGCAAUUGAGAGAACUAAUUGCUUGGCUCGCAUUGAAUUAAAAGUUAGUCGUGAUAAUGCAUGGACUAUUAGCAAGUUCAUUGAUGAUCAUAAUCAUCCACUCGCAAGCUCAAAUAAGAUACACAUGUUGAGGUCUCAUAGAGCAAAGUUUUCUCCCCAUCGUGCUUUCAUUAGUGAAUCGGACUAUGUUGGCAUCAAACCUGCCCAAACAUGUGGUAGUCAUGUAGAUAACGUUCGCUGUGCCGAAACUACUACGUUUCCUUACAAGAAUCAGAGUUACCAUUUGCUGCAAAGUAAUCGAACCAGAGAUCUUGAGAAGGGAGAUCUUCAAUUCAUCUUGGACUUCCUGAAAGCCAAGCAAUCCGAGGAUCCUACUUUCUGUUAUGCAGUGCAGCUCGAUGAAAAGGACCGGCCCACCAAUUUCUUUUGGACUGAUGCUCGAUCCAUAUUUGAUUAUAGUUGUUUUGGUGAUUCAGUUUUGUUUGAUACCACGUACCGGGUGAGCAUUUAUGACAUUCCCUUUGCUCCUUUUAUUGGUAUUAAUCAUCACAAGCAAAUAGUUAUUUUUGGUGCUGCUCUGCUCUUGGAUGAAACCAUCGAGUCAUUCUAUUGGUUAUUCAAGAGUUUUUUAGAAGCAAUGUCUGGAAAACAGCCAAAAACGAUACUGACUGACCAAUGUGCAGCAAUGUCAAAGGCAAUUUGCAUGUCAAUGCCUGAAACGUAUCAUCAGUUUUGCAUAUGGCAUAUACUUGAAAAUGCUCCAAAAAUCAUUCCACAUAUUUUCAGUCGUGACCCCAGCUUUGAGAGAGAAUUUGAGAACUGUUUAUCUGAAGGCUGCUCUGAAGUUGAUUUCUGCAAAGCAUGGGAAAACCUGAUAUCCAAACACAAUCUGAUGAACAAUUCGUGGUUGGAAGAUUUAUAUGCUGCUAGAGAAAAGUGGUCAUUGGUGUACUGCAAAAAUUCAUUCUGUGCCACCAUGACAACCAAGGAAUGGAGAGAAACCAUGGACAACAAUUUCAAAAUGCUGUUCUAUAGGAAGUUGCCUCCAUCGAAAUUCAUGGUGCAGUAUCAGAGGGCAUUGAACCAGCUCCGUGAGAAGGAAUUUCGCGAAGAUCAUGAAUCAAGGGUUUGCAAAUCAGCCCUGCUGGCUGAUAUACCAACACUGGUGGAAGCUGCAGAAUCUUACACAAGAGCAAUAUACAGGGAUUUUGAAGAAGAGUAUAAAAGCCAGCUUGCUUGUCUCUGUGAACCCGUCGGAAUAGAAAGAAACAUUUACACUUUCAGGGUGUCAAUUCCUCAGAAACGUUCUUUUGGUCUUGUCGAGUUCGAUUCAUCAAAUGUCUCGGUUGUGUGCAGCUGCAAGAAGUUUGAAUCAAUGGGAAUUCUUUGCAUGCAUACCCUGAAGGUGCUUAACUACAACAACAUUCUUCACCUUCCAACACGAUACCUGCUAAAGAGGUGGACAAAGCAUGCCAAGGAUGGAGUGGCAACGGACCCCCAGCUUAGCACUGAAGACCAAACUGUUUCAGAUCUUCAUUACAGUCAGGUUGUGCGCAAGGCCAUUACAGUUGUGGUCAAAAGUGCCUUCUCAAAGGAAGCCCUUGAAAUGGUUGAGCGGAGGCUCGAUAGGUGCAUGGCAGAAACUGAAAAUACACUUUCGAAUGCUCCCCCAGACAAGCAACUAGAAGAUGUCAUUAUUGUACAUAAUAUGCAACAGAAUGCCGUUGAAGCAAACAAUCUUUUGUUUUGAUGGAUUUCAUCUCAUGUUCUCUACCUGAGUUAAUAUGAUUCUUUUCCCAGGUGGUA
This is a messenger RNA of Phalaenopsis equestris, 2697 nucleotides long. Its product is annotated as protein FAR1-RELATED SEQUENCE 5-like. The record is from RefSeq and is a predicted model, not a curated record. Gene Ontology annotation, molecular function: zinc ion binding. The transcript has 4 exons. Bases 521 to 2641 code for a protein of 706 amino acids. Gene Ontology annotation, biological process: regulation of DNA-templated transcription. Lineage: Eukaryota; Viridiplantae; Streptophyta; Magnoliopsida; Asparagales; Orchidaceae.